This is a messenger RNA of Carassius carassius (crucian carp), 2508 nucleotides long. RefSeq names its product SR-related and CTD-associated factor 4-like. The transcript has 19 exons. Gene Ontology annotation, biological process: negative regulation of termination of RNA polymerase II transcription, poly(A)-coupled. The coding region runs from base 155 to 2467 and encodes 770 amino acids. The record is from RefSeq and is a predicted model, not a curated record. Gene Ontology annotation, molecular function: RNA polymerase II C-terminal domain phosphoserine binding; RNA binding. NCBI's taxonomy places the organism in Eukaryota, Metazoa, Chordata, Actinopteri, Cypriniformes, Cyprinidae. Gene Ontology annotation, cellular component: nucleus.
CGGCGCUGUCUCCCCGCACACUCAUCGCUCCUCAACGCUCGCGGACGGAAGAUUAGCGUCAAUCUCAUGUGGCCUAGUCGCGAAAAUCCACUUUACAAAUGUUUAUUCGAGUCCAGGAGACUAUAUCUAAUAUAUAUUUGAGUUAAUAACGCUCAUGGACAUGGAAGCGGUGAACGCUUUUAACGGGGAGAUGUUGUCCAUGAUGGACAUGACUCCCCCAAUCUCUCGAGCCAAAAUGAUGUCUGUAACCAAAGCAGGAAUCAAAGCUAUCAAGCUUUACAAGCACGUUGUUCAAAUCGUGGAGAAGUUCAUCAAGAGGUGUAAACCAGAUCUAAAGGUUGCUGGUCUGUAUGUGGUCGACUCAAUUAUCCGACAGUCCAGGAAUCAGUUCGGCACAGACAAGGAUGUGUUCGCUCCGAGGUUUUUGAAAAACUUCACAGUUACCUUUCAGAACCUUUUCCAGUGCCCAGCUGACGAUACGGGGAAGAUAUUGCGUGUGUUGAAUCUGUGGCAGAAGAAUGACGUGUUUAGCAUGGACAUCAUUCAGCCGCUGUUAGACAUGGCCACAGCCCCUGUACUACCUCUUGUGGAGAAUUUAAUACCAGCUGCUGCACUUCCAGCCGUGCCGAUGCCAGUGCCAGAGCCAGCCCUCGCUGCAGUCGCCCAGCUCCUCCAGGGCACAGGCGGCAUCGAGCAGCUGCUCCAAACUCUCCAGCAGGUCGGAGGGGCGGGGCUUCCUCAGUCCACUGCCCCGCCCCCUGAGCAGAAAACAUCUUUAGCUAAGUCUCUGCUGGAUCGUUUUGAUUAUGAUGAUGACCCCGAGCCUGUGGAGGAAAAGACUGAACCAGCUCCUGCUGCUCCCAUCACCAUAAACCUCCCCCCAGAUUUACAGCAAGCCCUGCAAGCUCAUCUUCUGAGUCAGAUGGUUAGCCAGACGCAGAUGCAGGGUCAAGUCCCAUCCCAGGGUCAGGUGGCACUGCAUGAGUUCCCAGUGAUCGUUCAGACCCAGAUAGCAGAUAACACUCCUCAAGUCUUUGAUGAUAGUAUAACCCAGCAGCUACAGCAGGCUUCAGCUGAGACCGAAUGCUCGGUGCAUGAUGGAAGAGAUCGAAGAGCCAGCAGACGGACGAGAUCAAGGUCUCCACGAAGACGUUCGUCAUCACGCUCACGAAGAUCGCGAUCCGGCUCACAUUCCCGCCAAGAGCGGUUGAGGCUUCACCGCACACGCUCCCGAUCCAGAGGGCGCCGAGGCCGUUCCCCACGGGCGCGAUCUGAGGAGAGGAUAGGCCGAGAGAAAGAGCGAGAGCGGCGACAGAAGGGACUUCCGCCUGUCCAGAAGGAAACUCUCAGUGUGUGCAGUACUACACUAUGGAUGGGACAGCUGGACAAAAAGACUCAUCAGCAGGACAUCAUGAGUCUGAUGGAGGAGUUUGGACAGAUCGAGUCCAUCAAUAUGAUUCCUCCCAGAGGUUGUGCUUACAUCGUCAUGGUGCACAGACAAGAUGCCAACACGGCCCUGAACAAACUCAGCAGAGGGGUUGUUAAAGUCAACCAGAAAAAUAUUAAGAUCGCAUGGGCGUUGAAUAAGGGCAUAAAGACAGACUUGAAGAAGUUUUGGGACGUGGAGCAGGGUGUCACGUAUAUCCCAUGGGAUAAAGUGAAACCCAAUGAUAUUCAAAGUCUUCAGGAUGGAGGCAUGCUUGAUGCCGAAACACUCAAACCAGAGUGGAAAAGUGUUGUGGCCAAUCCGGCUGUGCCAGUAACAGAAGGACCUGAAGGAAAACAGAAAGACGGAGCUGCAGCACCAGCAGUAUCACAGAGCCCUUCAGUUCAACCUGUUGCCACAUUGACUGUCGUCCCAGGACCCCCUCCUAACAUGAGUUUAGCACCUCCAGCCUCGAUCACAGGAGCCUUCCCUCCUCCUGGAUUCAACCCCUCGCAGAUGCCUGCAGGAUUCCCUUCUCUGAACCCCGCAGGUCGUCCUCCAUCCAUCACAGAAACCCCGAACAAAGAACCUUCAAAUGAAUCCUUCGAGAGUCACACGGACCACACAAGUGCUCAAGCGCUCAGUCCGCCUCCUCUCAGGGGGAUUCGGGGGCCCAGACCGGGACCCCUACCGCCACCCCCCCCUGUGGGGCUCCGCCCACCCUUCAUGCCCCCUUUCGCUAAUAACGGGCCCCGUCCCAUCCUGCCCCCUCCCAAUAUGGCCCCUCAAAUGAUGCCCCCUAGGGGCCCUAACUCCAUGUUCGGAGAACCCCCUGCAGGGCAAUUCCGGAUGCGCAUGAUGGGUCCUCCAGAACACGAUUUCCCCAGUCACAAGCUCCCGAUGGGUCCUAGAGGAGAGGAACCGCACUGGCGGGAUCAAGGACCCGAAAGGGCCCCGGACAGAUUUGGAAACGAACCACCUUUUCAUCGGGGUGGAUGGGGAAGGGGUGGCCCUCGAGUACGAAGUCGCUUUGGGAACUGAGUUUUUUUUAGGGAUUGGACUGCGGAAAACGGGCCUCUGCG